CCCCGGCCCGGAGCCGGUGGGUGCCCAGCCCGGCGGCGCUCGGAGCCAGCCCGCCGCGGGCACCCGCCGGCAGCGAUGCCGCUCGCCCAGCUGGCCCAGCCCUGGCCCGACAUGGAGCUGGUGCAUCUGGACACGGAGAACGGGCAGGCAGCUCCAGAAGAAGGUGGGAAUCCUCCAUCCAAGGCAAAAUCUGACAUCACUUGGAUAGAGAAAGACCUCGUGGACUCGGCAGACAAGGGGGAAGGUGUGCAGGAAAUCAACAUCACACACCAUGUGAAGGAGGGCUCUGAGAAGGCUGAUCCCUCACAGUUUGAGCUCCUGAAGGUGCUGGGACAGGGCUCUUUUGGCAAGGUUUUCUUGGUGAGGAAAAUAACACCCCCAGACAGCAACCACCUCUAUGCCAUGAAAGUGCUCAAGAAGGCGACACUGAAAGUGCGGGACCGACUGAGGACAAAGAUAGAGAGGGACAUCCUGGCUGAUGUCAACCAUCCCUUUGUGGUGAAACUCCACUACGCAUUCCAGACAGAGGGGAAGCUGUACCUCAUCUUGGAUUUCCUCAGAGGAGGUGACCUUUUCACUCGGCUUUCCAAAGAGGUCAUGUUCACUGAGGAGGACGUGAAGUUCUACCUGGCAGAGCUGGCACUGGGGCUUGACCACUUGCACAGCCUGGGGAUCAUCUACAGGGACCUCAAGCCAGAGAAUAUCCUAUUGGAUGAAGAGGGGCACAUCAAACUCACAGAUUUUGGCUUGAGUAAAGAGGCCAUAGACCACGAGAAGAAAGCCUACUCCUUCUGUGGUACCGUGGAGUACAUGGCUCCGGAGGUGGUGAAUCGCCAGGGCCACUCGCACAGCGCUGACUGGUGGUCCUACGGGGUCCUCAUGUUUGAAAUGCUCACGGGGGCACUGCCCUUCCAGGGGAAGGACCGUAAGGAGACGAUGACCCUCAUCCUCAAAGCGAAACUGGGCAUGCCACAGUUCCUGAGCACUGAGGCUCAGAGCCUCCUGCGAGCCCUUUUCAAAAGGAAUCCAGCCAACAGAUUAGGGUCUGGGCCGGACGGGGCAGAGGAGAUCAAGCGCCACCCUUUCUACUCCACCAUCGACUGGAAUAAGCUAUACCGCAGGGAAAUCAAACCCCCUUUCAAGCCUGCAGUGGGCCAGCCAGAUGACACCUUUUAUUUUGACACAGAAUUCACGUCACGGACACCAAAAGAUUCCCCAGGUGUCCCCCCGAGUGCGGGGGCCCAUCAGCUCUUCCGAGGCUUCAGUUUUGUGGCAACCGGGUUAAUGGAGGAUGGCAAAGUGAAACCUGCCCAGCCACCCCUGCAUUCAGUUGUGCAGCAGCUGCACGGCAAGAACGUCCAGUUCAGCGAUGGGUACGUGGUGAAGGAGGCCAUCGGCGUCGGCUCCUACUCCGUCUGCAAACGCUGCAUCCACAAGGCCACCAACAUGGAGUACGCAGUCAAGGUGAUUGACAAGAGCAAGCGAGACCCUUCUGAGGAGAUUGAGAUCCUGCUGCGGUACGGGCAGCACCCAAACAUCAUCACCCUCAAAGACGUGUACGAUGAUGGGAAGUACGUGUACCUGGUGACCGAGCUCAUGAGGGGAGGGGAGCUGCUGGAUAAGAUCCUCAGACAGAAAUUUUUCUCGGAGAGAGAAGCCAGUUCAGUCCUGCACAUGAUUUGUAAAACAGUGGAGUAUCUGCAUUCCCAAGGGGUAGUUCACAGGGACCUGAAGCCCAGCAAUAUCCUCUAUGUGGAUAAAUCAGGGAACCCCGAGAGCAUCCGAAUUUGUGACUUUGGCUUUGCCAAGCAGCUCAGGGCUGAGAAUGGGCUCCUCAUGACCCCCUGCUACACAGCAAACUUCGUGGCACCCGAGGUCCUGAAACGCCAAGGCUACGACGAGGGCUGUGACAUCUGGAGCCUGGGGGUCCUGCUGUACACGAUGCUGGCAGGCUGCACUCCCUUUGCAAAUGGUCCCGGUGACACUCCAGAAGAGAUCCUGACACGGAUAGGAGGGGGGAAGUUCUCCAUCAGUGGGGGCAAUUGGGACACUAUUUCUGACAUGGCCAAGGAUCUGGUAUCAAAGAUGCUUCACGUAGAUCCUCACCAGCGUCUCACAGCCAAGCAGGUCCUUCAGCAUCCUUGGAUAACCCAGAAGGACAGUUUACCCCAGAGCCAGCUGAAUCACCAGGACAUUCAGCUUGUAAAGGGCGCCAUGGCUGCCACAUACUCGGCACUGAACAGCUCCAAGCCAAGCCCUCAGCUGAAGCCCAUCGAAUCCUCUAUCCUGGCACAGAGGCGGGUGAAGAAGCUCCCCUCCACCACCCUGUGAGGCCCCACGGUGCAGGAACAGCCUGGAUUUUGCACACCUAUGGAAGAGGGGCACAGGGGACAGGCAGGGUCUGCACAGGGCUCUCCUGGGGACCUGCUUUUAAAAGGCCAAGUGCCUUCCUGCUCCUGAAAGACUGGCUCCUCGUAUGGACUGAUCUUUGCUGAGAGAACUUCACUGUAAAACUUUUUUUUGAUGUGUAAAUUGUCGAUUUUUAAAGAAAUCCAUCUGUGUAUAUGAGAACUAGAAUGUAUAACUGAUGUCAAGUGGCACUAAAAAGCAGCUCUGAUUCACCCUUCCCUGUGUAGGGCCAGGUAUUUGUUGUUGCUACAGCAUUUCUUGGAACUGAUCCUCUCUGACUCCACAGCAGCUGGAAGACUGUCACACCUGGGGUUUAGGCUUUGGGGCUUUUCCUCCCUCAAACCUUUGGAUGCAUUUCCCAAAGCCAGCCCUGCAGCCUCCCAGCCAGCAGCACUCAUGCCCACGAAGGACCCCCCUUCCCUCCAAGUCCUGUGUGUUUAUUCCAUGUAAGGUGGAUUUUGCAGCCUCUGUUUCUCCCUCUCUGCCCAGCCAGCAGCUCAGAUCUCUGAACAAAAUAAACCACUUUUUCCCAAGCCCUCCCAUAGAUGCUCAGCAGGCCAGGACACUCCUAGGUUUGGCUCAUUCCUUCCCUGUGCCCUCCCAUGGGGAGUUUGUCACCUGUGCAGGGGGGGAUGGUGACAGAACCUCCUCCCUGGCAAAGCUGAGGCUUAGGGCUGGCUCUGGCUGAUGCUUUUACCUUUUGGGGUUUUCCUUCCCCUCAGUAGGAACCUCUGAACCAAACCACCCUUUAUUUUUUUAAUUUAUCUUUGUUCUCUGGCCAGUAACUCAGGGUUUCUUUCUGACUCGUACAAUAAACAUGUCAUUCAGGGUUACUGACUGUGAGCUGCAGAA
Messenger RNA from Poecile atricapillus (Black-capped chickadee), 3261 nucleotides. It is a transcript of the gene RPS6KA1, whose product is annotated as ribosomal protein S6 kinase A1. The record is from RefSeq and is a predicted model, not a curated record. The transcript has 23 exons. Lineage: Eukaryota; Metazoa; Chordata; Aves; Passeriformes; Paridae. The coding region runs from base 76 to 2331 and encodes 751 amino acids. Gene Ontology annotation, molecular function: magnesium ion binding; ribosomal protein S6 kinase activity; ATP binding. Gene Ontology annotation, biological process: positive regulation of DNA-templated transcription; intracellular signal transduction; protein phosphorylation.